AUGAUUACCCCUUACCCUGGUCUUUCUCCUAUCCCAGUUGUUAAUCGCUUUAGUCCCUUAAGAUCUACUUUGAGCCAAAUAAGACCCAACUACCAAUUUGCACUUACCUCCAGUUAUGAUCCCUUUCAAUUACCUCCUACUGCAACCCCUAUUUCUUCUUCUACCUUUUAUCCUAAGACUUCUCCCUAUAUCUUUAAGAGUACUGCUAAUCUCUUCAUUCUUGAGCCCCAUGUUUCCGUAUCCAUGAGCCCUGCAUUGAUUGCUCAAAACCAUUUUCCCCCAGGAUUUCAUUAUCUUCCCCAUAGCCCAUACAAGUCCCUUAAAUUUUACAGGGAAAUACUUCAUGAGACUAAUUCUGUUGAUAUUAAGCCAAUCCGUGACAAAACUGAUCCCCAGAAAAUCAUCUAUCAUUCCCUCUACAUCUAUCAAGUUUUGAGCCAAAAAAGCUGGGGUGCACACCCUUAUGAGCUAAGAACUCUUCCAUCUAAACUGCAAUAUAAUUAUGCUGAUUAUGUUGAGUCUUGGUAUUACAUCUUCUUACAUCAAACUCCUGAUUUUACACAUUCACGGUUUAUCAACUUUGACAGUAAAUUUCGCAGUGAGCUUCCCUACUGGUUUCUCCACUGGUGGGAUACACAUGGCCCCAAAUCAGAUAUUAUCCCUCCACAAAUUACUGAGUUAAUUACUUAUUUCUCUUCAAAAGCUAAAUUCCCUGAGCGUGAUUUAUUUUUUCCUACUCCCCUACUCUUUUUUACUCGUUACAAAAUCCCUUGGAUUAUGAAAUGGUCUUACAAUGUCAACUGGGAGACCCGCAUUUUUUCCCGUCAAUUUUAUGUUAAAUGGUGGGAUCGUUUUGAGGUCCAUCGAAUUGUUGAAUACAUAUACAGAGAUUUUCCUAAGCCUGAAUUUCCAAAACAUGAGCCUGAGUCCACCUCUCCACAUUCUACCCAGACAAUCUCUCUGUUGAGGGUAAGUCUAAAGCUGAGCUACAAGAUAUGGCUAAACAAUUACUCCUUCAAGCCUCCCAAAUGCAAGACGAUGAAGACAAUGAGUCCCAGUCAUCCUCAAGUUGCCAGCCCCGUCAGCAAAGUCCAAGCCCUGAUCGACCCUUGA
This is a messenger RNA of Prunus armeniaca (apricot), 1113 nucleotides long. The record is from the annotation of a GenBank genome assembly. Lineage: Eukaryota; Viridiplantae; Streptophyta; Magnoliopsida; Rosales; Rosaceae.